Messenger RNA from Brassica napus (rape), 2565 nucleotides. Its product is annotated as phosphate transporter PHO1 homolog 3-like. Gene Ontology annotation, cellular component: plasma membrane; Golgi apparatus; cytoplasm. NCBI's taxonomy places the organism in Eukaryota, Viridiplantae, Streptophyta, Magnoliopsida, Brassicales, Brassicaceae. Bases 154 to 2457 code for a protein of 767 amino acids. The record is from RefSeq and is a predicted model, not a curated record. The transcript has 13 exons. Gene Ontology annotation, molecular function: inositol hexakisphosphate binding. Gene Ontology annotation, biological process: phosphate ion transport; cellular response to phosphate starvation.
AACAUAAAUUUAGAAAAACUUAGGUGUAUAUAUAUAUAUAUAUAUACAUCCUUACUCUGAAUAUAUACAUCCUUACUCUGCUCAUCAGUUCUCAUCAGAGAAACAUAGAAUAACAAAAAAAAAAAAAAACUAAGAAUCGAGAAAAGAGUCGAAAUGAAGUUCGGGAAGGAGUUUUCGUCUCAGAUGGUGUCAGAGUGGCAACAAGCUUACAUGGACUACGAUUAUCUCAAAAUCCUUCUCAAACACAGGGAUCACCACAGCGGAGGAUUAAACCGGAAAAUGACUCUGGACAGCCUAUUUAGCUGUUUACAACUCUUUACUCCGCGAAGACAAAGACUCUGUAAUUCUCAAGACGUCGAGGGAGGGGUGCAAUUGAAGGCGAAAACUACGACGACUAGGCCGAUUGAGGUGGAGACCACUGCUGAUGGCCAGGUCCAGACGAAGUUUCUGAUGGAGGGGGAAGUAGGAGAGUACGAGAGAGAGUUUUUCGGACGACUAGAUAAGGAAUUCAAUAAAGUCAUAAAGUUUUACGAAGAGAAAGCUGAGAAAGUGUUGAAAGAAGAAGAAGGGCUUCAAGGAAAGCUGGAAGCUUUGAUCACGGCCGGUUCUAAGCAUAACGAUAUAAAAUAUUCGCGUUGGAAAAGAGUGGCUAAUAUAGCUUCUCGCGCUAAAGUUGAGAAUCCAGAAAGGUGCGAAUGGGAAGAAAGGGAUGAAGAGAUCACUCCACUGUCGGCGGAUAUCUCUCCUUCUAGUCCCGUCGGAGCUAAAUCAAUGAUAGUUCGAAGUCAAGCUCAUACGGUGGUGAUAGAGGAUGGAGAGUCGAGCAGAGUUGGUCAAUCAGAAGAUGGAGCCAUAGAAUCGGCCGAUGCAAUGGAUACGAGCAAGAUGAGCAACAACACAAGAGGAAAUAUCCAGGAAUCGAAUAAGACCGAGUUAAAAUUAAGCAGAGAAAAUUCGAAGAAAGUCAAGAAACUGAAGCACGCUUACAUCAAGUUCUAUCGUGAGAUUAUAGAUCUACAGAACUACAGCUUUUCGAAUGCAAAGGCGUUCUCGAAGAUAUUGAAGAAGUAUGAGAAGAUAGCUUCGAGGGAUGCAAGGAACCCCUACAUGAAAGUGGUUGAUAGUUCAUACCUCGGAAGCUCUGAUGACGUCGUGCGACUCACAAAGCGUGUUGAAGAGGACUUCAUAAAACAUUUUGCAGAAGAUAAUCGAACCAAAGGAAUGAACAUUCUACGGCCUAAAAUGACACGAGAGAGGCACAGACUUACAUUCUCCACAGGUUUCUCGGCUGGAUGCGUUUUCUCUCUUAUAGUGGCUCUUGCUGCGAUCAUCCGCACCCGAAAUAGCUUGCAGGAGGAUGGCCAGGAGAUAUACAUGAAUACUAUGUUCCCACUUUAUAGCUGGUUCGGUUUUGUAAUGCUGCAUAUCAUGGUGUAUGCUGCGAAUAUAUACUACUGGAGGCGAUACAGAAUAAACUAUUCCAAAAUAUUUGGGUUCAAGCAAGGAACUGAACUUGGACAUAGACAAGUCCUGCUUGUGGCUUUCAGCAUUGGCGUCUUUGCAUUGCUUUGUGUUCUUGCAAAUCUUGACAUGGAGGUAGAUCCUGAAACAAAAGACUAUCAAGCAUUCACCGAACUUCUUCCUCUUUUCCUACUUAUUGGUAUAUUUGGGGUUCUAUAUCUGCCAUUCGAUUUCUUUUAUCACUCGAAACGCAAAUUCUACCUUACAUGUAUGUUUCAUUGCAUCGCCGCUCCUUUUUAUGAGGUAUCAUUUGCUGAUAGCUUCUUGGGCGAUCAAUUCACUAGCCAGGUUCAAGCUCUUCGAAGCUUCGAGUUCUACAUAUGUUACUAUGGUUGGGGUGAUUUCAAACACAGAAAGAACACUUGUACCAAGUCUCAUGCGUACAAUGGUUUCUUCUUCAUUGUUGCUGUCAUCCCUUUCGUCUCUCGCCUCCUUCAGUGCCUGCGACGACUGGUUGAUGAUAAAAAAACGGAUCACAGGUGGAACGGACUCAAGUACUUCUUGACAAUAGUGGCGGUUUGCUUCAGAACUGCUUACAGUAUCCAGCCAGCUCAAAUCGCUUGGAGAGUUUUAGCCAUUAUCUUCUCAGUUGUAGCUGCAAUAUUUGGUACUUACUGGGACUUUGUCCAUGAUUGGGGUCUUCUAAAACGGGGAUCCGAAAACCGCUGGCUUCGGGAUAACCUCCUCAUUCCUCAGAAGGAAGUAUACUUCAUCGCCAUGGUUUUGAAUGUCCUGCUGAGAUUUGCAUGGAUCCAAACGGUUCUGGAUUUCAACCUCCCCUUUAGGCAUAGUACCCAGACGAUGGUUGCUGUUGUAGCUAGUCUUGAGAUAAUUCGCCGUGGUAUAUGGAAUUUCUUCAGAUUAGAGAACGAGCAUCUGAACAAUGUCAGAAAAGAAGAAGAAUCAAGGAUCAAAGGUGAAGAUAAAGACGCUUAGUAGUUUCAGAAGACCGUGAAUGUACUCUUUCGAUACAUCAAACAGUUUACACUGUCUUAACUUUUUUUAUUCCACCUUUCUCAAAAAACCUUUUUUUUUUUCCGCAAA